AUGAAGAGGCGCUCCUCUGGGUCGGCCGAUGACGGUGACGAAUCCUCCCUCGAGUCCGACAUCCCCGACCCUGAUUCUGGCUCAAAGACGCGUUCUUCACCUACACGGAGCCGGCGACCCGAUAGCCUGAAUUGGAAGCCCUCGAACGGCCGCAAUGGCCACAACGGCCAUGCUCGCGAAGAGCCUCAACCAACGACGACCCUAAAGCCCACCUCUCUUGCCGCUCCUUCUACUCCCGACAUGGCUCUCGCCAGGACGCCAAAUCAGUCUCCCUCUCCGAGUCGUCGCACACGCCGAUCGUCGCGCUUCUCCCCCGUUGUCUUGGUCACAUCAGCCCUGGGCAUCGCGCUCCUUAUCGGUAUUCUCAGGUCUCUCGUGACUCGCCAACUCGAUCCCAAGGGGUGUCGAAUGUCCUAUAUGCGUCCGUCAUAUGUGCGCUUCACCGAGUUCGACACUGAGCACACGCGCUUCGCAACAAAAUACUCGUUGUAUCUCUACCGAGAGCAAGGAAUUGAGCAGCCGGACAAGUUGCGAGGUAUUCCUGUGCUUUUCAUUCCUGGCAAUGCUGGAAGUUACAAGCAGGUUCGUCCGAUUGCUGCUGAAGCAGCAAACUAUUUUCAUCAUAAUCUCGAACAUGACCACGCCACUCUCGAUGCUGGCAUCCGGAGCCUGGAUUUCUUCACGGUAGAUUUCAACGAAGAUAUAACUGCAUUUCAUGGCCAAACGCUGCUCGAUCAAGCCGAAUACCUCAACGAGGCCGUGCGCUACAUCCUUUCUCUCUACUCCGAUCCCCAACGCGUCUCUCGAGAGGAUCAUCUUCCCGACCCAACUUCAGUAAUCAUUCUCGGGCAUUCGAUGGGCGGCGUGGUAGCGAGAGCCAUGCUUGUUCAGUCCAAUUACCAGGCAAACUCUAUCAAUACGAUUAUUACGAUGUCGGCACCGCACUCACGUCCCCCGGUCACAUUCGAUGGACAGAUCGUUCAGAUUUAUGACGAAAUCAACGCUUAUUGGCGUCGAGCAUACUCGCAAAAAUGGGCCAACAACAAUCCCUUGUGGCACGUUACUCUGGUUUCAAUCGCAGGCGGCGGCUUGGAUACGGUUGUGCCAUCAGAUUAUGCGAGUCUCGAGUCUCUUGUCCCUCCGACACAUGGCUUUACUGUCUUCACUACGGGCAUCCCGACCGUCUGGACAAGUAUGGACCACCAAGCCAUCCUUUGGUGCGACCAAUUCCGAAAAGUCAUCGCGCGAACACUUUUCGACAUUGUUGACGUCCAUCGUGGCUCACAAACUAGGCCAAGGGCCGACCGGAUGAGAACUUUCAAGAAACGCUUCCUUACAGGAAUGGAAUCGACCAUGGAUAAGGAUCUGCCUUUCAAGGAGGCAACGACACUUCUCACACUCGGUGACGAUUUCAACUCGAUUCUCCCGGCCGGAGAACGCCUCGUUCUCAACAAGAUUGGGAAGCAGUCAAAGCCAAGAGCACACUUAAUUCCCGUCCCACCACAGGGCUCGCCUGAGUCGAAGCGUUUUACUCUUCUCACGGAUGCCCCCUUGGAUGAGGCUGGCGAAAACGGAAAGCUCGAGGUUCUGUUUUGCAGUGUGUAUCCUUUCCAGUCUGGACAAGCCAACUCACUCUACCCCUUCCAAAUCGACCUCUCCAGCGACGACAGUGGCUCGACUAGGCUUGCUUGUAAGAACGCGGCUUCAGACCGAAUUCUGCUUCCAGCGUCUACCCCAUCGACAAAGUUCCCCUUCUAUCUCGACCGCGAGAGAGAGAUUGCUCCCUUUUCAUACCUUCAGUACGACCUCGACCUGCUCUCGGAACAUCAAUUUGUGGCAGUUAUAGAAAAGGCUAGUUCCAACACUCACGGUUUCCUGAUCGCCGAGUUUAGCGAUCAGUCUGCAUUUUCUAGAAAGCAGGACAUUGGUCUUGGCGGGCUGAUUCUGUCUGGAGUAUCAAUCGACCUCCCGGCAAACCGCCCCAUGGCAGUCGAGGUCACCAUUCCCUCGCUGCAAUCGGCUCUGCUCGCUUACAAGCUGGAAGUUACAAGCCCAAGCUGCAAGGUUGAAAAGGCUCUCUUCAGCCCCUUGGUUCGCCAGUAUCUCGACCGGCCGUACGAGUCAAAGUACUUUGUUAAUGCGCAGUCUGCCGAUGUUAGCCUUCAUGGCGUUGCCCCCUAUCUGCCGCCUCCUCUGAAACAGACGCCCGAGAAUGGUCUCACGUUCCAGCUAUGGGCCGACCCCUCUUGCGAGUCCAGUGUCCAUUUGGAGAUCAAGCCGGAUAUCUGGGGCAGCUUGGGCAAGCUCUACAUGAGGUAUCGCACUGUUUUUGCUGCAUUCCCCCUGUUGACCGUUGCUCUUGUUCUGCGCAAGCAGUUCCGUGUCUACGACAGCUCGGGUGUCUUCAUCUCUUUCUCAGAGAGCUUGGAUUUGUGUCUUCGCCAGUCAAUUCCGCUGUUGCUGGUGUCAUUGACACUUCUCUCCAUGUCGCUUGAAGGGGUUUCAUUUUCUGGACUCGGCAAGUUUCUCGAGCAGGCGCACGCGGCUCCCUCGAGCGUCGACUUUCAUCGACAUGACAUCUUGAUUGGAACGGACGACCCCUUCUUUUGGUUCCUCGUCCCUCUCAUUGGUGUCGUCUGCAUCGGCGUUUGCACUGUUCUUCAUUACAUGACCAAACUCCUGACCCAGAUACUCGGUCUCUUCUAUGGAUUGCUUAACCUGCUGUCUCUGGCCGGAGCGUCCGAUGAGCAGGGGCUUGCGAGAUCUCCUGCAUUUGUGCCAUCGACUCCUAAGCGGCGUAUGAUCACGACGGCGAUUCUCUUGUUCCUGGUGUCGACCUUUAUCCCUUAUCAGUUUGCUUACCUUGUGGCAUGCUUGGUGCAGCUCUUUACCGUCAUCCGAGCGCUUCGUAUCAACAACACUGCCCCUUCAGAUGCAAACUCGAACUACUACCACUACGCCCAUUCUGUUCUCCUCCUAAUGCUCUGGAUUCUCCCUAUUAAUCUACCUAUCCUGGCGGUCUGGAUUCGAAACUUGGCAGUUCAUUGGCUCACACCCUUCUCUUCGCACCAUAAUGUUCUUUCCAUCAUGCCGUUUAUUCUUCUCGUGGAGAACUUGACGACAGGGAAGAUGGUUCCUCAAGUCAGUAGGGGAUUUGGCUAUGUUACUAGCCUACUUCUUUUCGCCACGGCUCUUUACGCCGCCAUGUAUGGCGUCUCCCACGCCUACAUGCUUCACUAUCUGGUGAAUAUUGUGGCGGCCUGGCUGGUGGUACUACAUUCAACAAAUGACCCCUUUUCACUCAGCGGGCUUGGCGCCAUAUUCGAAAGCAGCUCGAGUCCAGAUCGAAAGGAGGGCAAGACGCCUCGAUGA
Molecule: messenger RNA, 3372 nt
Organism: Fusarium keratoplasticum
Lineage: Eukaryota; Fungi; Ascomycota; Sordariomycetes; Hypocreales; Nectriaceae
Product: GPI inositol-deacylase
Exons: 2
Coding region: 1-3372 (1123 amino acids)
Biological process (GO): GPI anchor metabolic process; endoplasmic reticulum to Golgi vesicle-mediated transport
Cellular component (GO): endoplasmic reticulum
Molecular function (GO): phosphatidylinositol deacylase activity
Source: RefSeq, a predicted model, not a curated record